UCAGGGAUUCUAAUGAACCCACAGGACGGGAGAAGGGUUGAGGAGGUGUGGGGACACAGCAGGCAAAUGGGGAGCUCCCAAUGCCGACCCUAAGAGAGUUCAGGUCCUGGUGAUGGCACAGCUGCCCCCGUUCCCUUUUAACUCAGGGUCUUCACGAGAGGUUUUAGGGCUUUUCUCUCUUCCUGCGUUGGCUCUGAGCCCUGUCCGUCUGCCCGCAGGCAUGCUGGUGGCUGUGUGCCAUGCCCUGGAGAACACAACGUCAGUGCUGAGCGAUCCCCCAGUGGCAGCAGCCGUGCGGUCACACUUCAAUGAGUGCCCCGACUCCCACCGGCAGUUCUGCUUCCAUGGGACGUGCCGCUUCCUGGUGCAGGAGGACAAGCCGGCGUGUGUGUGCCACUCGGGCUACGUGGGGACGCGCUGUGAGCACGCAGACCUGCUGGCCGUGGUGGCUGCCAACCAGAAGAAGCAGACGAUCACCGCGCUGCUGGUGGUGGCCGUGGUGGCCUCAGCGGUGCUGAUCGCAGCCUGCGUGCUCAUCCACUGCUGCCGGCUGCGGAAGCGCUGCGGGUGCUGCCGGGUGCCGCUCUGCGGGCAGGAGAAACCAUCGGGGCUGCUGAAGGGUGGAGCGUCCUGCUGCCAUACUGAGAGUGUUGUCUGACGGAGCCAACACAUCCCAGUGGGACACAGACACCGCUUCUUCCCUUUGGUUUCCCCCAUUUUUCCCCUUUGGUUUCCCCC
Messenger RNA from Meleagris gallopavo (turkey), 738 nucleotides. Lineage: Eukaryota; Metazoa; Chordata; Aves; Galliformes; Phasianidae. The record is from RefSeq and is a predicted model, not a curated record.